AUGAACUUUACUCUUGCUGAUAUAUACGACUCUGCUGAUAUAUCAGAGCUACGUGCUAGACUUACCGCCGAUAAAAGAGCAGUCUUCUUUAGCCCAGUGGUUGAUGACAACGCCGACAAGUCACAGCAAAUACACAAUAAGAUCCAGGAUAUACUGACUUUAUGUAAGAAUUCAGUGGGACAACAACAACAAGGCUUUCAGUUACAUGGACUGUUCAAGAAACCCAUCGAGUUCCCUUUAUCGGGGAGGUUGAAAGGCAAGCUGCUGCAAAACAAAAUCCAGAAACUGUCCAUCACAUUUACGCUACUCAAGGAAAUACAAAGAAAUAUUGAGAAAUGUACUGCAUUUACCUCGAGGGAUAUUUUUUAUAGAAACGUUGAAUUGUUCAAAAGCCAACGGCUUGUGGUAGACACUGUGGAUCAUAUACAGAAAGCGCUAGGCUUGACGAUUAGAGAAGAUCUCAAUAUUACUGCUACUCAGAAAGGCCUCAUAUUUACGGCUGUUGAUAUUAUAAUAAACUCGUCGGACACCAAAAAAAUAAAGAUUACAAAAGGCAAGUCUCAAUUGAUACCACAAUUCGACAGUAAUGCCUUCAUAAUGGUCUGUAAAGAUGAUCCCCAAAUGAUCUUGAAAGUAUUGGUGAUUGAAAAAGAUGCGGUAUACAACACAAUAAUACAAAAACCUACAGAAGGCUACAUAGUAGUCACUGGCAAAGGGUACCCUGACAUGCUGACAAGAAAGUUCCUACAUAGACUAGAGCAAUGCAAUAGUAAUUUACAGUUUGUCAUUUUAACUGACCCUGACCCACACGGAAUUAACAUUGCCAUGAAAUAUCAGGGUUUUACAACAGAUUCUAUUUAUCCCUGUGCGUCAUUAAUUCGAAAGGGAAUCUCGAUACUAGAAUUGAUCGAUGGUCAUUCAUCGACAAUAGCACAGGUGCUACCAUUGUCUACACGAGAUAUCAAACUAGCUCAAAAUAUUCUGUUUAGCGGACAUUCAGAUUUAUACGCUAAUAUGAGAACUGAACUACAAAGGCAAUUAUUCUUAACUAAGAAAGGUGAAAUGAAUACUACCAUUAUCGAGCACUUACUCUCUAAUGAUAGAAUAACGAAUUACUGA
Nakaseomyces glabratus is the source of this 1119-nucleotide messenger RNA. It is a transcript of the gene SPO11, whose product is annotated as DNA topoisomerase (ATP-hydrolyzing). Gene Ontology annotation, biological process: meiotic DNA double-strand break formation; reciprocal meiotic recombination; meiotic DNA double-strand break processing. The record is from RefSeq and is a predicted model, not a curated record. Gene Ontology annotation, molecular function: DNA binding; DNA topoisomerase type II (double strand cut, ATP-hydrolyzing) activity; ATP binding. Lineage: Eukaryota; Fungi; Ascomycota; Saccharomycetes; Saccharomycetales; Saccharomycetaceae. Gene Ontology annotation, cellular component: nuclear chromosome.